Messenger RNA from Trematosphaeria pertusa, 1917 nucleotides. Its product is annotated as glycosyltransferase family 76 protein. Gene Ontology annotation, molecular function: alpha-1,6-mannosyltransferase activity; GPI mannosyltransferase activity. The record is from RefSeq and is a predicted model, not a curated record. Bases 374 to 1765 code for a protein of 463 amino acids. Gene Ontology annotation, cellular component: mannosyltransferase complex; endoplasmic reticulum membrane. The transcript has 3 exons. Gene Ontology annotation, biological process: GPI anchor biosynthetic process. Lineage: Eukaryota; Fungi; Ascomycota; Dothideomycetes; Pleosporales; Trematosphaeriaceae.
CGAGGCUGUCAUUGAGAACAGACACCAUUAGCGAAUGCUCAUUCACUAAACAGGUUCUGCUUCUCUAAGAGCGAGAAGGCAUUGCUGCCAUUCUGCGCUCUAGCCAUCUUCAAGAUCUCCAUGUUCCGCCAUUGGAGCAUGCGAUGGAUGUGAUGCAGAGUCGAGAGAGGUGAGGAUUGCGCUUACCAGCUUACGGUGUGGUUGUUGGCGGGCGACGAAAUUGGUGUUGUCGAAGAGGGAGGUGGGUGUCGCGCCUCCGAAAGUUCAGCGUGUGGGCUCGCUUAGCGACACGGGUCGGCAAAACUAUGCGCCGAUACUGUCCAAUCAGCGCACCACCUAACCACCAUCCACAUUGAUAGCUGCCAGGGCCGCGAUGACGGACACGCGCAGUCUCCUGCAUCGAAAGCUCGCAGGGCGUUUGGUUCUCAUCUUCCUUGCCUGGAAGGCUCUUUUUUUCCUCCUAGCGGUCCUCUCUCCUGGACCAGGGUACGACACUUCAGCACUCAUCCUCUUAAACCCCAGCCGGCAUCGACACAGGCAGUUUAGGAAUUGGACUAUCUUGGAUCGGUUUACGCUCAACCAUCUCAGAUGGGAUGCGCUGUACUUUGUAAAGACGGCCCAAAGAGGGUACGUCCACGAGCAAGAGUGGGCGUUUAGCUGGGCGUAUUCCAUGGUCUUGGAGACCACGGGCAAAUUCUUAUCCCGAAACGCGAAACCCUCAUUGCAACAUUACGUCUGGGCGGGAAUUGUCGUGUCGAAUCUAUGCCAUCUUUCCUCUGUCCUAGUCUUGUUCAGGCUCCUAAACGUCGUCUUAGGCCCCGAGCAAAAUGUUCGAAUCCCUUUUAUUGCUUCAGUGCUACACAUCCUCAGCCCCGCCGGCAUGUUUCUCAGUGCGCCCUACUCUGAGGCGUUCUUUGCAGCGCUUAAUUUCACCGGGAUGCUCCACUACGUCCAGGCCAAGAGAGCUCAGGAAUCCAGCAAGAACCAGGCUGUGCGCGCAGAUGCACUACUUCUGAGUUCUGGAGUAGUGUUUGCUGGAGCAACUUUAGUGAGAAGCAAUGGCUUGCUAAGCGGCUUGAUCUUCGCCUACGAUGUGGCGAGGUAUCUACCGAGAGCCUGCAGGUUUCAGCUGAAUCGGAUCGACAUCAGACGAAUCGCCGUCACGUGUGUUGCCGGUUCUCUCGUCGCAGUCGGAUACUUCCUCCCCCAGUACGUGGCGUACCGGGAAUACUGCGUCACUAAGCGUAUCUCUGCCACAAGACCAUGGUGCCAGAACAAGCUACCGAGCAUCUACUCUUGGGUGCAAGUUCAAUACUGGAAUGUGGGAUUCCUCCGUUACUGGAAUUUGUCAAACCUACCUCUGUUCUUGAUUGCAGCUCCGAUGCUGUGGCUACUGUUUAAGUCCGGUGUAGCAUACCUGCGUCACGGUCCUCUUCAGCCUUCGACGAGUGCUCAUAUACCGCCGCCAAGUGGAAAUGAAAGUCCCAACACUUUCAACUCGGUGUCUUGUGGCCUGCCGCAGUUGGCGUUACCUCAACUUGUACUCGUCAUCAUGGCAGCUACCACCUUCCAUGUCCAAAUCAUCAACCGCAUUUCUUCCGGUUAUCCGGUCUGGUAUUUGGCGCUCGCACAGCGGAUGGCACAGGGGCGAAUGGCUCAAGUUGAAGGCAAGACAAAACGGGUGCCUCAAUGGUUGGUCCGCGGAUUCAUAAUGUACGCCAUCAUGCAGGGCACGCUUUUCGCCAGCUUCCUCCCUCCCGCCUAGCUCCCAUGAUUGCUCUCUAUUCCCUUCGUCUCCUCGUGCACCCGGCCGCGGCUUACCGCCGUAACGCCAUUGCGUCCUGUGGGCAGGCCCCUCACGAAACUCACGGACUUUGCUUAGCAGUCAUGCUUCCUGGUCCGUAGCAAACCUUGCGC